Molecule: messenger RNA, 1014 nt
Organism: Rhinocladiella mackenziei CBS 650.93
Lineage: Eukaryota; Fungi; Ascomycota; Eurotiomycetes; Chaetothyriales; Herpotrichiellaceae
Exons: 2
Coding region: 1-1014 (337 amino acids)
Biological process (GO): negative regulation of transcription by RNA polymerase II; positive regulation of transcription by RNA polymerase II; transcription by RNA polymerase II
Cellular component (GO): negative cofactor 2 complex; nucleus
Molecular function (GO): RNA polymerase II general transcription initiation factor activity; protein heterodimerization activity; transcription corepressor activity
Source: RefSeq, a predicted model, not a curated record
AUGAGUGAAGAACACGACCACCCUGGACCUGAAUAUCGACCCCGUUCGCCGGAUCUCUCAGGCUUUGAUGCCCCACUGCCUAGACUGAACCGCAUUCCAUCCUAUCACGCACCACAGGCAGAUCCGAAUUUCCCUCCUGGAUAUUCGAACUCACCUCGAGGUUCAUACGACGCUUCACCUUUCUUUUCUCCCCAAACCACCACUCCAUCCACAUCUUAUUUUGGUUUUCGGACUCAGUCAUCGUUCCCGACUCAGACAUAUUCACCUCACAAUUUCAGAACUCCUAAUCCGGCCGGUCAAGCCUCUCCAUCAAGGCCGUCUCAACCUCUCGCUGAGACAUACACGAACCCUACUUCGUCGCAUUACUCGCCGCCUCAACAUCGUCAGCCGUUCAACCCGACUUACUCUAACCCACCAACCAGCCGACAAUUUUCGGCUCCACCGUCAGGUUUGGCUCAGUCAUACGGCGACAUGCCGCAAACCCGCCCGAAAAAGGCGGCCGAGGACUUGGAUCUGGAUUACAAUCCUGCCGCACAUGAAACCACGGCUACGUCCAUAAAGGCGGAGCAAACACGACCCCUCCAAUCCCUCGUGCCCAUGGCCACUACAGACCCCUCACAUGGUAUCGAUGUGAAAACAAAGUUUCCUGUUGCCCGAAUCAAACGCAUUAUGCAAGCGGAUGAGGAUGUUGGCAAAGUUGCCCAGGCCACUCCCACGGCAGUUUCCAAGGCAUUGGAGCUCUUCAUGAUCGCCCUGGUGACAAAGGGAGCUGCAGAAGCCCGAGCAAACCACUCCAAACGAGUCACCGCCCAGCAUUUGAAGGCGGCUUUGAUGAAAGAUGGGCAAUUUGACUUUCUGACCGACAUCUGCGAAAAUGUACCUGACGAAGGAUCCAGGAAGGGGAGAGCCAAAUCCGAGGUCAAGAGUGAAGAUAGUGAAGAGGAUAUUGGUCCCAAAAAAAAGGGGAAGGGAGGCAGGAAGAGGAAAGCCACGAGCGAUGAAGACUCCGACUGA